AUGGGGAAGAAGAAAUCAAAGGAGACGAAGGCUGAAUCACAAAACGAAGAGUCUCUGCCGCAAUCAGGUAUCUUCACCACUCUCUUCUCCGGCGAUGCGGCUGAAGGCGAAACCUCUGGCUUUUCGAGUCUCUUCUCCAACGAUAACCCUUUCCGACGAAAGCAACCGGAGCCAAAACCAGAGAAAAUCGAUAACAAGGAUGAGGAAAUCGACACAGUUUCGCCCGUGAAGACGAAGAAAUCUAAAAAGGAGAAGAAACCGAAAUCUCCGGAUUCAGAUUCCGACGCCGAGACGAAAUUGGAUGUUGUCGAGAGUGGGUUGGAUUCAAAGAGGAAGAAGAGGAAGAGAUAUGAGGUAGAGAGCGAAUACGAGACGAAGAUGUAUGGAAGCGUAGAGAAGAAGGAGAAGAAGGUUGGUGAGAAGAGGAAGAAAGCUGAUGAAGUAGCGGAUACAAUGGUUUCGAAAGAAGGAUUCGAUGAUGAGAGUAAGCUUCUUAGAACUGUUUUCGUCGGGAACUUGCCAUUGAAGGUGAAGAAGAAGCUCAUCUUGAAAGAAUUUAGCAAAUUCGGUGAGGUUGAGUCCUUGAGGAUACGCUCUGUGCCAAUUGUCGAUUCAAAGAAAACGAGGAAAGGGGCUAUAAUGUUGAAGCAGAUCAAUGAGAAAGCUUCAAGUGUUCAUGCUUAUGUAGUGUUUGAAACAGAGCAAUCUGCUGAAGCUUCUCUUGCACAUAACAUGUCUCUGAUUGAUGGGAAUCAUAUCCGCGUUGAUAGAGCUUGUCCUCCUCGUAAGAAGCUGAAAGGUCAGGAUGCUGCUCAUUUGUAUGAUACUAAGAGGACUGUCUUCUUGGGAAAUCUCCCAUUCGAUGUGAAGGAUGAGGAGGUGUAUCAACUGUUUACUGGUAAGAGUAAUACGGAGAGCAGCAAUGUAGAAGCUGUUCGUGUGAUCAGAGAUCCUCACUUGAACAUUGGAAAAGGAAUUGCUUACGUCUUGUUUAAGACUCGGGAAGCUGCACAUUUGGUACUCAAGAAAGGAUAUUUGAAGCUUAGAGAGAGAGAGCUACGUGUUUCUAAAGUCAAAGCUGAUGCAACACCAUCAAAGAGAAAGGAGAAUCCUUCUGGAGCUUUUAACUCGCCGGCUCAGAAGAGACAACAGAAGGAGCAAAUAGUCAUACCAGUUGCGUCGGCAAAGGGUAAUCUUUCGUAUCAAGGCGCACGAGCAUCGAAAUCCGGUGACGAUAAGAAGAAGCCUUACCAGAAAAGCCCUGCGCAGUCAAAGAUGAUGAGACCUAGAAGCAGCAGCAGCAGCGGCAAUGAAGGCAACAAAGGUGGUAAUAGUAGUAGUGCUCUGAAGCAGCGGAGUCAGAAACGGCCUGCGGUUGCGGCAAGGAAAGCGAAAGCAAACUCGAAAAGUUCGAGAGAGAGCGGUGGUGGUGGUGGUGGUAAGAGAUUUGCAGGGACCAAGCGUAAACAGGAAAGCAGAACGCCUGAGAGCGUCUCUAAGAAGAAGAAACCAAAGCGGUUUUAG
Molecule: messenger RNA, 1524 nt
Organism: Microthlaspi erraticum
Lineage: Eukaryota; Viridiplantae; Streptophyta; Magnoliopsida; Brassicales; Brassicaceae
Source: the annotation of a GenBank genome assembly